Molecule: messenger RNA, 720 nt
Organism: Selaginella moellendorffii
Lineage: Eukaryota; Viridiplantae; Streptophyta; Lycopodiopsida; Selaginellales; Selaginellaceae
Product: probable LRR receptor-like serine/threonine-protein kinase RFK1
Exons: 4
Coding region: 1-720 (239 amino acids)
Biological process (GO): protein phosphorylation
Molecular function (GO): protein kinase activity; ATP binding
Source: RefSeq, a predicted model, not a curated record
AUGGUCUUUCUUACCGAGAAAAACUCCAUUGUUGAUACACACACUCAGGGAGUUAUAGACAGUCACGUUGUUGCGGUGAAAUACUUGACAAGCUCCGAUCUAUCGGAGAAAGCGAGGCUGGAUUUCGAGAAUGAGGUGUCCACGAUUUGCCUGCUCCAACACAAAAACGUUGUCAGGCUUUUCGGGUUUUGCUCCGAGAAAGAACACAAGCUCAUCGUCUGCGAGCUCGUCGAGAAUGGGAACCUCUCGGACGCCUUGUUUGAUACAACAUUUGUGUGGGUGUUGCCCAAGGUUUGGCAUACUUGCACGGAGAAACAUCGCAGUGGCUAUCUAGCUCCAGAGUAUGCUCUCUAUGGUCAGCUCACCGUGAAGGCCGACGUCUAUUCGUUUGGGAUUCUUGUUCUUGAGAUCAUAAGUGGAAGAAAAAACAUGGACUUCAGCGAGUUUUUCUUGCUCGAAUGGGCAUGGAAUGCAUUCCAAAGUGGCAAUCUCCAAGAGAUCAUUGACAAGAGACUGGAGGUGGGUGAGCGAGAGAUUCACGAGAUCAAGCGAGUGUUCACAGUUGCUCUCCACUGCACACAAGCCAGUCAAAACAAGCGCCCAGUGAUGUAUAAAGUGGUGGGGAUGCUCAUGGGUGACAUGGACAUCAGUGGCACCAUCUCAAAGCCUGGCUUCCUCUGUGAUUUAAGGCAAAACUCUGAGCAGACCAGCAUCAGUUAG